AUGGACAGCUUGUAUGAGCCUGUCCCCGAACGUCAAGAACCCAAGGAUACAAUCAGUACUUCCAGCCAGCCCAGCACUCCAGUGAGCACACGUGCAAACUGUGGACUGCCUGAUAGGUCUAUGUCUUUGGUGACUGCUGUCUGUGCUUUUACUUUAGACAGGAAAAAUGUGAAUGGCACACUUUGGCAGGGUUCCAGGAAGCCGGAGAAUGAUUCGUACAUCAGAAGGCCCUGUCAGCUUGAAGAAGAUAAUAUUGUUGGUGAUGGGAUACAUUUGCUGCAAGGAAAGAAGAUAGAAGAAACAACAUGCCAGGUGAUAAAUUACGAGCAAUGGAUUCCACCACGAGUUUACAAUCCACGAGUGGCAAGUAAUGGUGAAAUGGGUGCAGAACCAAAUGAUAAAGCAGAGUCCAUGGGAACAUUAAAACGAUUGCAGAAAUUGGUCCGAACCAAAAAAGCCAAUACACAAAGCUUGGAGGAUGUCAAACAUGUUUUGAUCCCCCUUAAUACAUUAGAAGAUACUUAUCUUUCAGAAGAGGAUGAAGAGGCACUAACUUCUUGCAUGAAACUGGCAAAACCUCAGGAAAAGAAAGCCUGGAAAGACAAUGUGAGGAGAAAAGAAGAGACUGAGACUAGGGCAGAGUUUAUUUCUGCAUCUUUGGGCCGAUCGUAUACUUCCAAAUUUAGUAACUUAGGAAUGAUUUCAAUCCAUUCAGAAACUGAAUUUCAUUUGUGGAGUGACUGGAAGCCAUUUCCUGAUAACCAGCUCUGUCCUUGUGAUUUCUUGAUUUCAAAAAUAGAAGAAUGGGAAAAAUGUACUUGUGCUUCUCAUCAGCCACAUCUUACAAAUUCCUUAACUGAUAUGGAUCUGCAGUACUCCUGGGUAAGUGGAAGUGGUUCUUUUUGUACUGAAAUGGGUAAAAAUUAGAAGCUUUUUGCUCUGGUUCACCAUUAAAAGAUGCUGUCAUUUUACAUAUAGUUCUGGAAUGCAGUAAAUCAGAUCUGGAUUUCAGGUGAAUGGACACGUCAGUCAGAGUAAUACCAGGGGUUCCUUAUCCUGAGGUCGUUCAUUUUCAACCGUGCAGGCAUUGGCAGCAUUGAACCAGCUUUAGAUCAUUUUGUUUCUCAUCAGACACACUGGCUUUUUCAGCUGUACGUUAAAUACUCAUCCAGGCUUGGAAAACUUUUUGAAAGUCUGGGGUAAACUGAAGUCAGUAAGGGUCAAUGAAACAAGCGGUGUUGGAUCAGGCCCCUAGAGGUCACUGCAAUUCUAGUAAGGGACACUAGAGUUAUUUGGAGAAAGGUCAGAGGCUGAAGAAGUAUUGAUGUAUCUGUCUUCUUGGAUCAGGUCAGCUGGUGAAACCUGUUUUUGCAAUUACCUUUGUGGCAACAAGUUCUUAGGGAUGGAUGCAGGGGAGCAGAGUUCGAUCUUGUUCUAAAACAGUCUUUCUGAACAGCCAUCUAGAAGAGGCUUUUCUGUUUCAACUACUGUUUUUUGUUGUUCUUGUUGUUGUUGUUGUUGUUGUUGUUUUGUUUUGUUUUUAAGUGCAAUUUAAAACUAGGAAAAAACCAAACAUAAACUUUAGUUGGAGAGAUAUAUAAACAAUGGACACUGCUGUGAGGUUUUUCUGCCCCUCAAUACUGGAAACAGCAGGUCUUCUGGCAUUGCACAAAGUGAUGGCAAACACGUGGAAAGUGAUCAACUGACUGAAAACUAUCAGGGAAAAAGCAAACAGCAGACUCCUUUGCCUUUUCAUUCAUUCCCUCAUGCUGUGCUCCAGGGACAGAGAUGGUUCACGCUCUGCAAUAACACCAGCUCUCAGGAAUGUGAAUCUAAAUCACAGGAGGCAAGAUAGCUGCAGGCACCUGCAAGCUGUGUGUGCAAAUAGAGACCUGAGUAACCAGAGCCUGAUCUGAAUCAGUUUCUGGUAUAUGCUGAAAACAGCACUGUCUUUAAUGUGUGCUUGUAUAUCAUUAGGAAAGGUACACACACAUACAUCGUUGCUGCAGUGAAGUAGGUCAAUAUAGCAACCAUAUUCUUGAAUAUACUGAAGUAGUCAUUUAGCUUUUUUUAAAUGAUGCUGUAGCCUGCACAACAAAAAGCAGUACCUGAUAUAUGGGAUUUGUAGAGCAAAAUGUAGCAUGGAAGAUUUUCCUGGGAUUUGG
Meleagris gallopavo (turkey) is the source of this 2165-nucleotide messenger RNA. The record is from RefSeq and is a predicted model, not a curated record. NCBI's taxonomy places the organism in Eukaryota, Metazoa, Chordata, Aves, Galliformes, Phasianidae.